Molecule: messenger RNA, 2406 nt
Organism: Dioscorea cayenensis subsp. rotundata (Guinea yam)
Lineage: Eukaryota; Viridiplantae; Streptophyta; Magnoliopsida; Dioscoreales; Dioscoreaceae
Exons: 5
Source: RefSeq, a predicted model, not a curated record
AACCCCAUGGCCGGAGUUCCAACCCCAACCGUCUUCCUAGAAGACCUUCUCCGCUCCUCCUCCUCGUCGUCGCCGUCGUCUCCAUCCCCAUCUCCGGCGCCACCAUCUGCCCACUCGAUCCUCCAAGCCUGGUCAGAGCUCCGCCACCCUUCCUCUUCCUCCACCCUCCUCUCUUCUCUCCUCACCCUCUCCUCCGUCCCCCGCCCUUCUCUCCAUCUCUCCGAUCCCCAAGCCAAGAUCCUCCUUUCCCUUCUCUCCUCCUCCCCUUCCACCCCUCUCCUCCUCUCCCUCCUCUCCAUCUGGCCUCGCAAAUCCCUCCGCCCCUCCUCCUCUCUCCUCCUCUCCUCUCUCCCCCUUAUCCCCUCCUCCCUUUCCCCUCAAUCCCUCCUCUUCCUCGGCUCUCUCUCCCUCCAUGCCUCCUCCCGCCCCGAAGCCCUCUCCCUCCUCUCCCGCCUCCUCGAUUCCCCUGUUGCCGCUCCUCCCCCUGACCUCCUCCCCGACUUCCUCGCCGGCCUUGGUUAUGCCCUAUCUCGCUCUGAUCCCAGUUUUUUCAAGAAAGGUUUCACCUUUCUCCUCUGACUUUGGAGUUUUUCCCCUGGUUCCAGCUUCAGCACUUCUCUCUCCAAUGGCCUUAUGGUUCUCAAACUCGUGGAGUGGCUUGUUGCUGGCUUCUUGAAUUCUCGUUCUUUUGAUAUGGUUCAGAUUCUCUGCAAUGAGGUUUCGCCAGAGAUGUGUGGAGAGAGGAUGGAGAGUGGUGGUUUCCGGUUUGCUGUGGUGAUGACUUGCGCUGGUGUUCUGAGGGCUUUUCGGAUGGUUGGUUCAAGCAGCAAGCUUGGGAUCAAUCCUCAGAUGAGGAGUUCAGUUGAAGGGUCUAUUGCCCUUGUCGCUAAAUCCCUGGUUACAGGUAGUAGUGAUUCGGAGAAGCAUCUCCUUCUGCAAUGCUUAGCCAUUGGUCUGACAAGAUGCGGUCCGAUCUCAUUCAAUGCCGAUGUUUUUCGAUGUCUAUGCAUUUCUUUGCUGGAUGUGAUCUUUCCUAUAAUGUAUCUAUGUAGAAGAGCGCUUGAGGUCCAAGAUGGAAAUUCAGAGGUGAAACAACACUUGGAGAGUAUUCUUUUCAAAGAGGCUGGUGUUAUAACUGGUGUUUUUUGCAACCAGUAUGCAUUGGCUGAUGAGAAGAGUCGGGUUUUGAUAGAGAGUGAUAUGUGGAGAUACACGCAAGAGGUUUAUUUGAAUCUCCGCUUGGCCGUGUUUGUGCUUCGAGGAGUGAAGGAUGAGCUACUUGGUGAUUUGGAGAAGAUUGCAGAGGCUGCAUUUCUCAUGGUUGUAGUGUUUGCAGCUGAGGUUACAAAACAUAAGCUGAAUGCUAAAGCUUCUUGUGAGACCCGGUCUGAGGUAUCGGUUCAUGUUCUUGUCUCAUUUUCAUGUGUCGAAUACCUUAGGCGUGUUCGGCUAUCAGAAUAUACAGAUGCAAUUCGGCAAGCCGUUCUGACUAUUCAGGAGAAUGCUUCCACUUGUGCAUCCUUUAUUGGUUCAAUGCCGUCUUAUGUUGAGCUAACAGAACAGCAAGGUCUGCCUCAUUUGGAGGGGAAGAGAUAUGUAUGGUGUAACGAUGAGGUGCAAACUGCUCGCAUUUUGUUUUACCUCAGAGUUAUGCCAACUUGUAUCGGCCUUGUACCUGGUUCUUUGUUUGCAAAAGUCGCAGCUCCCACUGUAUUCCUUUAUAUGCAACAUCCAAACGGAAAAGUAGCUCGAGCAGCACAUUCUGUGUUUGUGGCUUUUAUAUCGUCUGGCCAUGACUCUGAACAGGAUGAUCGAUCAGCUCUAAAGGAACAGCUUACUUUCUAUUACAUCCAGAGAGCUUUGGAGGCAUUUCCUGGGGUUACUCCCUUUGAAGGUUUGGCAUCUGGAGUUGCAGCUUUAGUUCGGUAUCUCCCUGCCGGAAGUCCAGCAUUAUUCUAUUGUGUUCACAGCCUUGUUGAGAAAACUCAUGAUCUUUGCACAAAAGCAAUGAGUCGGGAUGCAAAUAUUUGGAAGAACUGGGAAAAGGACUCUGAACCAUGUAAAAAGGUUGCCGAGUUGCUUCUGCGACUCAUCUCUCUUGUAGAUAUACAGGUAUUACCAUAUACUCUGAAGCAGCUAGCAGAGUUAAUCACCGGGUUGCCGAAAGAAGGCCAGAAUGUGCUACUUGGUCAACUGUAUUCCCAAAUUGCAGAAUCUGAUGAUGUUGUGAGGAAACCGAUUUUGGUGUCAUGGUUGCAAUCACUUUCUUAUCUCUGCUCACAGAAAAAACCAUUUGGUAGUUCUUCCUAUGGUUCUUCGAGUACCAGUGACACUUUGAGCAUGAAUGCAACCAUGUCGCGUCUCUGAGUAUUUUUGUUCAUUAUAAGGUGAAGGAACAUUUGAAUG